This is a messenger RNA of Psilocybe cubensis, 183 nucleotides long. RefSeq lists its product as uncharacterized. Bases 1 to 183 code for a protein of 60 amino acids. NCBI's taxonomy places the organism in Eukaryota, Fungi, Basidiomycota, Agaricomycetes, Agaricales, Agrocybaceae. The record is from RefSeq and is a predicted model, not a curated record. The transcript is spliced from 2 exons.
AUGGAGCCUACUGUGCUUUACAAGGGUCUUUUGUAUGACAUUCUUUCCGAGGUGCUCAAAGGUGAUAUCGACGGCCCAAUCUUGUUUAGCAAGGUCCUCAGUGAUCUUGCUCCCACCACCAAUUAUAGUGUCACCGUGGACCCGGGAACAGGAGAAAUCGGUAUCAAUGACAUCACCCCUUAG